Messenger RNA from Peronospora matthiolae, 483 nucleotides. Lineage: Eukaryota; Oomycota; Peronosporomycetes; Peronosporales; Peronosporaceae. The record is from the annotation of a GenBank genome assembly.
AUGAAUAUGUUGGAUGAUGAAGAUGACCAAAGCUUUCACGCUACGCGUGACAGCUACUCCCAUUUGAGCGAUGUCGAAUGGGAUGCGGUUGAACGAAUGGGUUCAACCAUGGGCAUCCAUGCUGUUAGCGUCAUUCUAGAGGCUCUCAAUAGAGAUGCCGAACAUGCUACUAUCGCCAAGUUCAUUCAAGAUGAACUUGACGCUGAACGCGAGAAAUUUGAACUGUUGAGACAGCAGCAGGCUGCUGCUGGUGGGUCGAUGCACUCGCGUCGACCCGAGACUUUGAAGAUUGACAUCUCAAAGUACAGGGGGGUCGAAGAGGACUCCCUCUUGAGAUGGUUCGUCGAAUUGGAUGACGCCAUAAGGGCGCGUCGCAUCGACGACGGGGAUAUGCAAGUUGCAUUUGCCCAGUCAAAUCUGGCAGGACGUGCCAGGACUUGGGCACUGGGGCUCAAGUUGCACGACCCACAUGCGUUUGGGUAG